Molecule: messenger RNA, 1169 nt
Organism: Exophiala oligosperma
Lineage: Eukaryota; Fungi; Ascomycota; Eurotiomycetes; Chaetothyriales; Herpotrichiellaceae
Product: H/ACA ribonucleoprotein complex subunit 1
Exons: 6
Coding region: 338-964 (208 amino acids)
Biological process (GO): ribosome biogenesis; snoRNA guided rRNA pseudouridine synthesis
Cellular component (GO): box H/ACA snoRNP complex
Molecular function (GO): box H/ACA snoRNA binding
Source: RefSeq, a predicted model, not a curated record
GUGGAUGAGUCACGUCCAGGGCCAGCAGCAGCAGCGCCGCCGUUCUGAGUCAUAUUGGUACCUUUCAAAACGCCCCAAAGAUCGUGAGGAUUGAGGCUGACUUUCUUCUGAUGGCUCAUAGUAAGAGACCGCUUGAAAUGAAUGUUGUGCAAUAUCGUCGACUUGUGGGGGGCACACACACGGUAACUGUGGCCGUAGUGUCUAAUAAUUGCAGAACCACCAAUCACGUGCAAGGUGAAAUUCAGUUGCCCGCAUCCAGCUCGAACGGAGAACAUAGAAAUUUAUUUUUCCCCAGGAUCAUCUACACCAGCACAACGUCGCCCUUUCCACAGCAACAAUGUCGUUCCGAGGCGAUUCGCGAGGUCGUGGUGGGUUCCGAGGUGGUGAUAGAGGAAGAGGAUCGUUUGGAGGAAGAGGCGGAGGACGAGGUGGUUACCAGCAACAGAGCUUUGGGCCGCCCGCCCAGGUCUUUGAAAUGGGCAAAUUCCUCCACGCUUCCGAGGGUGAAAUGGUUUGCGAAUCCGUCAACCCAAAAAUUCCCUACUUCAACGCCCCCAUCUAUCUCGAAAACAAGACUUCGAUAGGAAAGGUGGAUGAAAUUCUGGGACCGAUCAACCAGGUCUAUUUCACGAUCAAACCACAAGAAGGAAUUCAAGCUGCAUCUUUCAAGACGGGAGACAAAUUCUACAUUGGAGGUGACAAGCUCUUGCCUCUGGAGAAAUUCCUACCGAAGCCCAAGCCCCCGCCAGGAGCCGCAAAAGUGAAGAAGCCAGCAGGUGCCGGACGAGGAGCAGCGAGAGGAGGCUUUGGUUUUGGCGGGCGAGGCGCUCCUAGAGGGCGCGGAGCACCGCGAGGAAGAGGAGGCUUCGGCGGACGAGGAGCACCCAGAGGAGGGCCUCGAGGAGGCUCCUUCGGUGGUCGCGGUGGCGGAAGAGGUGCCCCCAGAGGCCGUGGCCGUUUCUAAACCUUGGUCGAUGGUGUUUCUUACUAUUGGACGUUUUUCCUAGCAUGGUUUCGGCGUUGGGGACAAUACCCAUGGCAAAAGUAUGGCUAUUACAAUGAGGUCGGCGAUGUGCGACGUCUACUGCACCAGAUUACCCAUACCUGGCCUAUCUAGACUCGAAAGGAGGGUGUUCAAGGUAUUGCUGAUACAAAUGUUUACAUCUUCA